Messenger RNA from Capsaspora owczarzaki ATCC 30864, 1552 nucleotides. Its product is annotated as spastic paraplegia 21. Bases 356 to 1282 code for a protein of 308 amino acids. The transcript has 6 exons. Lineage: Eukaryota; Filasterea; Ministeriida; Capsasporidae. The record is from RefSeq and is a predicted model, not a curated record.
UUUCAUUCUUCUUCUUUUCUCACUCUUCUUUUGUUCUUGUUUCGAAGCAUACUUACAAAUGGCGGAAAUCUCAAAGUCCAAAGAGUACGCUGCGUUCCGGAACAGCGUCGCUCUCAAGACGGUGGUCGGCGAGACGGUCGAAGGCGAGGACAAAGCCUGGCGCCUGUACGACUAUGGGCCGCGGUCGGUCGCCAGCCCGCUCAUCUUCUUCCCUCCCGCGUCAGGCACUGCCGAUGUCUACUUUAACCAGAUUGCCUCGCUGGGCAGUCAAGGCUACCGUGUGAUUGCUGUCGAGUACCCGCCGUACUGGACUCACACAAACUGGGCCGAGGGCUUCCGAAAGCUGCUGGAUGCGAUGGGAUUGAACAAGGUGCAUCUGUUUGGCGCAUCGCUGGGCGCGUUCUUGGCUCAAAAGUUUGCCGAGUACAUGUACAAGACCGAGCGCGUCCAGUCGCUCUUCUUGUGCAACGGCUUUCCGGACACGAGCGUUUUCACCGACAUGCCGUACGCUGGCACGUACUGGAUGAUUCCCGCCUUCUUGCUUCGACGACUGCUCCUGUCAAACUUCCCGGAGGCUUCCGUUGAGCCGCGUAUCGCUGAUUCGAUCGAUUUCAUGGUUGAACGGCUCGAGUCACUAAAGCAAGCCGAACUCGCAUCUCGAUUGACCCUCAACUGCCUUGAGGCGUACGUUGAGCCGCAAAAGCUCUCUCGCGUUCCAGUAACAAUCAUGGAUGUGUUUGACGAGUGUGCCAUUUCGAAUCGUGUCAAAGAAGAUCUCUACAAGUGCUAUCCGCACGCAAAGCUGGCCCAACUCAAGUCUGGAGGAAACUUCCCUUACCUUUCUCGCCCCGAAGAAGUGACCAUGUACAUUCAAGUGCAUUUGCGGCAAUUUACCGGGACGGACGUCGACCCUUGCGCAAACACGCUGGUUCAAACAUUGAAUAAUGCAGCUGCAGCGGCGGCGGCAACAUCGAGCAGUUCUUCUUCCAAGAAGAAUGGCAGUUCUGCAGACCUUCCCGCCACCACCACUACCACCACCGACACCACCACCACCACCGACAGCAGCAGCAGCAGCGGCAGCAGCAGUAGUAGCGCCUCGCAGUCAAGCAGCCGCAGCUCCGCCAAGGGCAAGCCCACCACUGCCGCCUCUGCGGCUCCGGCAAUCACCGCUCCCAAGCCUGCGCUGAAAGGCAAGGCGAAAGCCAGCGCAGCCGAAAUCCUCUUCCGCGACGAUGAGAUUGUCGACGUGAACAGCUCCAGCUCGUCGAGCAUUUUGAUUUGAGUACCAGGUUGAUUUUUUGAAAUUCUGCUUUCUUUCGCCAUUUCCACGCAAAGUUGGGUUUGGUCCAUUUCUUGGGGCACUUCUCGAUGUAGCGUUUUGUUCUGGUGCUGGUAUCUCCACUCACUUUGUUGAUUUGUCUGCCCCUUCCCCUUCCUGAUGUUCUCUCUGUUGCUGCUUUUGCAUAUUACUGUAUCGUUGAUGGUCGAUGUUGCGUGAAUGCAAUGUAUCGUUGGAAAAUUACAAACCGAACAAAUACCAAACUUUCGCUGA